Molecule: messenger RNA, 1914 nt
Organism: Carassius gibelio (silver crucian carp)
Lineage: Eukaryota; Metazoa; Chordata; Actinopteri; Cypriniformes; Cyprinidae
Gene: stx2b
Product: syntaxin 2b
Exons: 12
Coding region: 306-1235 (309 amino acids)
Biological process (GO): exocytosis; synaptic vesicle fusion to presynaptic active zone membrane; intracellular protein transport
Cellular component (GO): endomembrane system; synaptic vesicle; plasma membrane
Molecular function (GO): SNAP receptor activity; SNARE binding
Source: RefSeq, a predicted model, not a curated record
GCAAACAGUAAAGAGAUAUAGAAAAAUUAAAUAAUAACCUGACAACGCCAUGCUGUUUUUAUGGUUACUACCGCUCUGUUUCAUGUAGCUACGCCCACGCUUUUCAAAGAGAAGUGAGCCGUCAGCUGGUGAUAAGACGGUGAAUUAAAGGAUGGCAACCAAACAGACGCCCAACGCUUCGUAACUGGAUGCCUAUUUGAACUUUGUCGCGGUCUGGUCAGGACUUGCAAUGGACUUUAACGCGCGCGGAUCUCAAGGGACGUGAACAAUCAACAGAAGAUAAUCGACAUUUCAACGACAUUGUUAUGAGGGACCGGCUGGCUGAUUUGAAUGAGGGCAGGCAGAAUGCCAGUGAAGAUGGGGCUGUCUCUGUGUCCAUGGAAAGAGAUGGCUUCAUGCAGGAUUUUUUCAGAAAGGUGGGGGAGGUCAGAGGUGUCAUUGACAAGAUCUCCUCCCAGGUGAAUGAGGUGAAAAAAAAACAUAGUGGGAUUCUCUCAGCCCCAAACCCUGAUGAGAGGACAAAAGAAGAGCUGGAACAACUCACAAUUGAAAUCAAGAAAAAUGCCAACUUUGUCCGGACCAGCCUCAAAUCAAUGCAACAUAAUCUACCUCCAGAAGAACAGAUAAAUCAAGCCUCAGUGGAUGCACGCAUUCAGAAAACACAGUACACUAACUUGUCACGCAAGUUUGUGGAGGUCAUGACACAAUAUAAUGAAGCCCAAAUGUCCUUCAGAGAGAAAAGCAAAAGCAGGAUUCAGAGACAGCUGGAGAUCACUGGAAGAAUAACAACUAAUGAGGAAUUGGAAGAGAUGCUGGAAACUGGAAACCCUUCUAUUUUCACCUCCGAUAUCAUCUCUGACUCUCAGAUAACUCGUCAGGCCCUUAAUGAGAUCGAGUCUAGACAUAAAGAUAUCUUGCGGCUGGAGUCCAGCAUUAAAGAGCUUCAUGACAUGUUUGUGGACAUGGCCAUGCUUGUUGAGACCCAGGGUGAGAUGAUUGACAACAUUGAGAAGAAUGUAAACAAUGCAGUAGAGUAUGUCGGCCAAGCUAAAGUGGAGACCAAGAAAGCUGUGCGGUACCAGACGCAAGCACGCAGGAAACACAUUAUUCUUGCUCUUAUUGUUCUGGUGGUGCUCGCUGUGGUCGCACUCAUUGUUGGUUUAUCUGUGGGCCUGUCUGUUAAAACCAAUACUAACUCCGCCUCCUCCAGCUCCAAUGCAGCCAACCCUUCCUAAGCAUGGUUUCCAAGAAAUUGGUCUGUGUUGCCAUUUGUGGAGCCGUGUGCAGCAUCAUUCUUCUCAUCAUCAUCCUCAUUGGAGUGUACAGUGAUUAGUCACCUAGAGCAAAACUUUAUUCUCUUUAACACUACUGUGCCUUUGAAAGAGAGAGAAGAAUUAGUGUUUUUGUUUUGACUGAAAUUUAAAAUGUCCUACAGUAACUCAAAAACUGCUCUUCGGUUUCUUACCGGUGAUUUGUGUAGAAGAUGGCACGGAUUUAAGGUUGAAGACUUUCCUUUUUGACAUUGCUUUGCUACUUCACUACAGCAACCAAAAGUAGUUUUGUCUUUGAGUAAUGUUUGUAACAUUUGGUACUUCAUGCUUUGGGAGAUCUGACUGACAUUGUGGAGUUAAAUAAAAUCCAGCAAGGUGCACUUUAGAUAUAACAAAAAAAUGCAGUUUGUAUUCAGGAGUCACAAGUUAAUUUUCGCUUUUACACAAUGGUUUGACAUUGUUUGAUGUGACAGCUGGCUCCACACAAUAUGACGUCAGAUUUGUGAACAAUCUUACUAAACCUCUUUUAGGCACUUAAUGUUGUUCGUUUUUGUAUCUUUCAUAUGACUGUGUCUUACAGGACGGUAACCAUUCAGUCAAAUGCUCACAAAGUGUAUUGUAAAAUAAAUGUGAGUUGCUCAAA